UUUGCCUUAUUCUCCUCAUCAUGGCUGCUGCAACUCACAACCAACUCUCAAAUAACAGCUUAGAAAUUCCUAUUUAUGCAAAUGAUAUUAUGGACUCAAAACAUUGCCAGAAGAUUGAAGAAGGUGAAAAUGUUGAUUACUUUCAAAGGGCACAGUGGCUUCGAGCUGCUGUAUUGGGAGCCAAUGAUGGGCUUGUUUCUGUUGCAUCGUUAAUGAUGGGUGUUGGGUCCGUUAAAGAAGACAUUAAACCCAUGCUCCUUGCUGGUUUUGCAGGUUUAUUUGCAGGGGCUUGCAGUAUGGCAAUUGGGGAGUUUGUGUCUGUGUACACCCAGAGGGACAUAGAAGUGGCACAAAUAAAGAGAGAGAACUCAAUGAAAGUUGGAGGAGAGAAUGAAGAAGAGGGUGAGAAGGAGAACCUUCCAAAUCCUUUUCAAGCAGCUUUUGCAUCAGUCCUUGCAUUUUCAGCAGGUGCAGUAAUGCCAUUAUUGGCAGCUGCAUUUAUAAAGCCACAUAAAGUAAGACUGGGUGUCCUAAUUUUAGUGGCUAGCUUGGCCCUGGUUGUUUUUGGAAUUGUAGGAGCAGUGUUAGGGAAGACUCCAAAGGUGAAGUCUAGCAUUAGGGUUCUUGUUGGAGGCUGGGUGGCAAUGGCAAUCACCUUUGGGCUGACCAAAUUAAUUGGCUCCAAUGGACUGCAAAUGUGAUUUCUGGGUUUUGACUUUUGUCCUUUUGUUGAUUGUAAACUUGUUUUCCUUUGGCUACCUCUACUUUUUGGUUUGACCUUUCUUGAGUAUGCUUGUGUUCAGUUUUUAAUGUGUCAUAUGUCAUGGUCCAAGAGUUUUCUAAAUGGAAGUGAAGGUGUCAAUUGAGCUAAUCUAACUAGUGAUGUCUCUUAAGACUUUACUUAGCACCAGAUGGCUUUAUUCCACCUUCACCCUUUUGGUUGUGGUUCUUUGGACAGAGGAAGAGCUACCCUCUUAUAUGUGGUUCACCCUUUGGAGAAAAUAAAAGUUUGUAAAUGGAAAUGAAUAA
Quercus lobata is the source of this 1029-nucleotide messenger RNA. Its product is annotated as vacuolar iron transporter homolog 4-like. Gene Ontology annotation, molecular function: manganese ion transmembrane transporter activity. The transcript has a single exon. Gene Ontology annotation, biological process: intracellular manganese ion homeostasis. The record is from RefSeq and is a predicted model, not a curated record. NCBI's taxonomy places the organism in Eukaryota, Viridiplantae, Streptophyta, Magnoliopsida, Fagales, Fagaceae. Bases 21 to 701 code for a protein of 226 amino acids.